AUGAGCUCACAACGAUGGAUGCUGGCUGUCUGUUUCUCACUGGCCUCAGAGAUUUGCAGGAAUUUCGGCAGUGGGGUCGUACAGCCUUUUGUUAGCAAUAGUUUCUAUGUGGCGUCCAACUGCCCGUUCAUCCUCACCCACUUCACCCACAACCGAGUGCAAUGUGAUAUCACCAUACGGCGAGAUGACAGUGGGCUGCUGGUCGAAAUCGAGAUCACCAUCAACAAAAUCAGGACUGUUCUACGGAAUGGAAUUAUCCUGGUAGAGGGUAAAAGGGUAUCCCUUCCGUAUGACCACACCUACCAGCAUAUCUUUCCCUAUGGCAUCUACACUAAACUGAGGAGCUCGCUGCUUCCUCUGUCUGUCAUUUGGCACAAUGUACCCGGAGGAAUUGGCACUGUGCGGGUGGAGCUAGAGCAGGAGCUGAGCACCGAAAUGACUGGACUGUGUGGAAACAACAAAUUAAGCACCAAGCAGGAGUUGAUCAGAGGCAGUGUUCUACCUGACAACACUUGUCAAACCCGAGAUGAAGGCUACAAUAUGACUACAGUAUGUGGAAUGUUCUUCUCCCACGCCUGGGACUGUCUGCAAGGCAUGACGACGCAUUAUAUGCGACUCUGUAACGAGAACAUUUACAGAUAUAGAAACAGCAAAACCAUCAGAUGUGCUUUCUUCAAAGAAAUUGUAGUCCGCUGUGGAAAUCAGAGCCGGGUGUGGAACGUAUGGAGAUCUAUAACUGGAUGUGAACCACCGUCUUGUCCAGGUGAGCUGGUUUACGUUGAUCAGGGUCCAGCCUUUAUUCCCAGCUGCUCCAUCCCAAAGCCAGACACAUACUACGAAGACCAGAAGCUCAUCUGCUCCUGUAUCUGCCCAAUGGGUAAGGUGCUUAAUGAUCGUGCAGAUGGCUUCAAGUGUGUGCCUAAACAGGAGUGUCCCUGUGUGUUUGAUGGCAAGAAGUACUCACCCGGAGACAAACGUAGCACCAAGUGUCAGUCAUGUGUGUGUGAGAGUGGGAAAUGGCAGUGCACAAAAAGCUCCUGUCCCCCCAAAUGUUCAAUUGAAACCCAGUUUGUAAAAACAUUUGAUGGCAAACGAUAUGUCAUCCCUGCUAAAUGCGCAUAUGUGGCCUCGCAGGGUCCCAACUGGAAAAUAACAAUUGAGUUUUCCCAAGAAAAUGCAAUUGCUCUGAAAACAGUCGUUCUUCAGCUGUAUCAGGAAACAUAUACAUUCUCACACAACAUGGUUAAAAUUGGAGAUAAGGAGAUCACUGACUUCCAUCAUUCUGCUCAUGCUCUGGUUUGCUGGAAGUCAUCCAUAUACGUCCAUGUCCAGACAUCCUUUGGUUUGAAGAUCCUAGUCCAGGUGUCUCCUAAAAUCCAGCUGUACAUCACUCUAAGUGAAAAGCAAAUGCCCUCAGUCUAUCUUUCAGGUCUUUGUGGUAACUACAACAAUGACACCACUGACGACUUUACCACCAGCAGCGGGAUCAUUGAGAACUCAGUUAAAGCUUUUACUCUGUCCUGGAGUAUGAAAGUGUGUUCAGAUAUCAUACCUUUCAUCUGCAUCAAGACAAGCAAUGAACUAUUUGCUGAGGAAAAGUGCUCUGUAUUGAAAAAGCCAUAUGGGAUAUUUGCUAAAUGCCAUGGCCACAUCCCAAUUGAUCACUACUACACGGCUUGCAUCCAAGGAACAUGUAAUUCUGACAGCAGCAAACUGCAGCAGUGUUUGUGUAUUGCUCUGGGCAAUUAUGCAAAAGCCUGCGCCAGUCUGGGUGUUUUAGUCGGUGACUGGAGGAAAGUUACCAAUUGCUCUUUACCGUGUCAGAAAAACCAAGAAUUCUUUUACAACAUGCAAGGCUGCAACAACACAUGUCGUUCCCUGUCUGGCAUUGACCCUUCCUGGGAGGUAGAAGACGAUAUGCCUGUAGAGGGCUGUGGCUGUCCAGAGGGAACUCACUUGAACAGAGAACAAAUCUGUUCCCCAAAGACAGACUGUGAUUGUCACUACAGUGGUGGUACAACGCCACCAGGGCCUCAUGUUAUUGAUGGACGACAGUGUGAGAGCGGGUCCUCUUCCACUGAGUCUGCUAUGUUGAACCGCCAUUUUGUUUGCACAGAUGGGAAGGUUUGUGUUCACUGUGCUCAGUCUAACAUUAACACGGCUCAGAAAACCUGUGACAGUCUCAGCAAACCAAUGGGUAUGACCUGUACUAGUGGAUGUUACUGCCCAGAUGGCCAAUAUGAAGAUCACAAUGGAAACUGUGUUUCUAAGGCCAACUGCACCUGUGUGUACAGUGGCAAAGUAUUCAGCACAGGACAGAAUGUCGAUAUCUCCUGCAAAAGCUGUAUCUGUGAUCAGGGUCGGUGGAAUUGCACGGAUAAGCUUUGUAACGGAAAAUGCCAGGUUUAUGGAAAUGGCCACUUCCAGACCUUUGACUCCAAGUGGUACCGCUUUAGUGGACAGUGUCGGUACAUGCUUGUAGAGGAUGACUGUGGAUAUGGCUUUGGCACCUUCUCUGUCAGAGUGGAGAGCGUACCCUGUUGUGAUGAAGCACUCACCUGCUCUCGCUCAGUCAUCUUCAACCUGAAGGACAAAGUCACCCUGACGCUGAGCGACAUGAAGGUGACCAUACGCCACCACAGUGGUUGGAUGCUUAAGGAUCAUGCACUUUUCUCCGUACACACCGUGGGACUCUACAUCAUAAUCUCAGUCCCAAGCAAAGGGAUAACUCUCAUCUGGGACAAAAACACUCGGGUCACCGUAGAGCUCCAGCCACAGUGGAAGAAUCAAGUGUGUGGCCUCUGUGGGAAUUUUGACUGUACUGAGACGAAUGACCUGCAGAUCAGUAACUCAGGAGUGAUGUCCAGUGCCCUGGCAUUUGGCAACAGCUGGAAAACUGCCACACCUCCUUGCUCUGAUGUGACCACUGAGACCUAUCCAUGCGAGCACCACUCCUACUGCGCAGUCUGGGCCCAGCGGAACUGUAUGAUCCUUAAAGGAGACACAUUCAAAGAAUGCCAUUAUAAAGUGGAUCCAGGGCCCUACUUCGAUGCUUGUGUGCUGGAAGCAUGUUCCUGUGCGUUUAAAGGGAAGUUCCUGGGCUUCUGCACAGCCGUGGCAGCCUAUGCAGAGGCCUGCAGCGACAACAAUGUGUGCAUAAGAUGGAGACGUCCUGAUUUGUGUCCGGUCUUCUGUGACUACUACAACGAGCAGGGCCAGUGUAUCUGGCACUAUGACCCCUGUGGUGAAAUACAAAUCUGUGGCACAGCCUUCACUCACAAGCUGGAAGGCUGCUACCCCAAAUGUCCAAACGACGCACCAUACUAUGAUGUAAAUACUGGUGAAUGCACCAACUUGACAGACUGCACCUGUUCUAUAAAUGGCACUUUCAUUUAUACUGAGGAUCCGAUGAUGAUCGGUACUGCUAUGUGCCUGUGUGGAAACGUGUGUUCAUCAACAACAACACCAGCAUCCACCACCAGUGUCUCAUCUACUACUGAAAAUUGGUCAUCAAGAACAUCAGCACUAACACAGCGCCCCACCACUGUCUCAACUACUACUGAAAAUUGGUCAUCAACAACACCAGUACUAACACAGCGCCCCACCACUGUCUCAACUACUACUGAAAAUUGGUCAUCAACAACACCAGCACUAACAACAUCUACUACAACGACGCCCUCAACGACACCCUCAACAACGCCCUCAACGACACCCUCAACGACGCCCUCAACGACGCCCUCAACUACGCCCUCAACGACGCCCUCAACGACACCCUCAACGACGCCCUCAACGACGCCCUCAACUACACCCUCAACAACACCCUCAACUACGCCCUCAACGACGCCCUCAACUACACCCUCAACAACGCCCUCAACAACGCCCUCAACCACACCCUCAACCACACCCUCAACAACGCCCUCAACAACGCCCUCAACAACGCCCUCAACCACACCCUCAACAACACCCUCAACCACACGUGGGUGUGAGUGUAAAGACCUGAAGAACAAUAAAAGCUGGCGUUGUGGUGAGACGUGGAUAGAAAACUGCUUCAAUAACACGUGUGAAGAUGAGAAAAUAGUGUCGACCGUACUGGAUUGUCCACAGCCUACAAUUCUCAUCUGCCCCAGAAAAAAAUACACAACCUGGUUAGAUGAAUGCGGAUGUCAAAGAAAAGAGUGUGAUUGUGUCUGUGAGCUAUAUGGGGACCCCCACUACAUCACUUUCGAAGGCGUACCCUUUAGUUUUCAGAAACACUGUACCUACGUCCUGGUGGAGGAGAAGUUACCACGUCAUCAUCUGACCAUUGCUGUAGACAACGUACAAUGUAUACCAGGGUGGCCAGGCACCUGUGCUAAGGGAAUUAUCCUGAAAUAUGGGAACAGUAUUGCUACACUCAAUAUCAUUCCAAGUUUAGAUACAGUACAGGCCACUCUGAACAAUAGGUCUAUAAUGCCACCAUAUGAGGAGAAAGGGUUGAAGUUUGAGACCACAGGCACCACAGUUACCAUCUACCUCCCAGAAAUCCGCUCUUAUGUAUCCCUCAGUCCCUGGUGGAACGUGUUGGUCAGUCUGGCCAUGGAGAACUUCAAUAAGAACACCCAAGGACAAUGUGGUGUUUGUAAUGGUAGAUCAUGUGUCCGUAGAGGAGGACAGGCUGAGGACGACAAUUGCUGUGAUAAAACGGCCUAUGACUGGGUGUACCCCGACCCUCUAAAGCCAGCUUGUGCUUUUGCACCAACAAACGUAUCUUGCAUUAAAAGCACGCCAACCCCCACCCCCACCCCCUGCCCUGAAGACCCACUGUGUGAGCUGUUUUACCACGCUGUUUUUUCAGAAUGCCGUAAGGUUGUGGAUAUGGGCAGUAAAAGGAAGAACUGCAGGUUUGAUGCAUGUGCGAAUGCAACUUGCUCUUCACUCGCGCAAGCUGCUGAAGAAUGCAAGAAAUCUGGUUUCUGUAUUGAAUGGAGGUAUCUGACCAAUGGAAGAUGUGAUUUUUCAUGUGAUAAUGGAUUGGUUUACAAUGAAUGCCCAAAAACGGGGGACGAUUACUGCAAGGACGGAGUACGACAUAAAGGAAAACCCUUCACGAACAACGGUCCAAGCUGUUCUUGUCCCAGCCCCCUGUUCAGGGCAGGAGAACACUCAACAGUCUGUGUGUCUAAUUGUUCCUUUUGUGAAUGGCCACAUGGUGGGACCAAAGAGCCUGGCGAGAAGUGGGAGUCCAACUGUCAACUAUGUACAUGUGACCUUCAGACUCUGAAGGUGCGCUGCUCUACAAUCCCUCCUAAGCCAACUCCUAUCUGCAACUCCAGUGAAGUAUUGGUAAACUCGUCUUGCUGUGGUGAUAUGAUUUGUGUUGAGAAGACAUGCAGUCAUCAUGGACAAACAUACAAGGUGGGAGACAGAUGGAGGGAUGUCGCCCAUCCCUGCAUGUUAUUCAGUUGCAGCAAAGAGGGUAUUCAGGCUGAGACUAGAGUCUGUCCCAAAGAAUACUGUCCAGAGAUGUACAGAAUUUGGGAUGACGAACACUGCUGCUUUACAUGUAAACAGAGCUGUGCUCCGAAGGUGUCCAAUAUGACCUAUGCCAUCGACGGGUGUACCAGCAGCAUCCAGAUGCUCGUGUGUCAGGGCUCAUGUGUGUCUCCGCACUGGCUUGUGUUAAAGGGUGACCUGCAGGUGGAGCAGGAGUGCCAAUGUUGUCAGGAGGGCAGAUCAGAGAGGAGGACAAUGACCCUGCGGUGUCCCGACAACGGAUUCAGAGUACAUAUCUACAAGCAUAUCAUCAGCUGUGAGUGCAAAAUAUGUACCAUCUGAAAAGUACUGAGGACCCAUUAUUAAACAAUUCUGUCAUGUAUUCAUUUGAUUUGAAAGUAAAAUCAAAUCAAAAUAUAUGUAAUCUGUUUUUAAAAUUAUAAGAGCUUUACUGCGUUUACAAUCAAGAGUGUGGAAUGUGCAAAAUAGUGAUACUAAUACUAGUUGAAAUUGCCCUUUUUUGUGCUCUUUUCUGCGUUCUUGUGUUCUACAAUUACCAAACAAAUAAACUGAAUC
Larimichthys crocea (large yellow croaker) is the source of this 6048-nucleotide messenger RNA. RefSeq names its product mucin-2 (gene muc5e). Gene Ontology annotation, cellular component: extracellular matrix. The coding region runs from base 1 to 5814 and encodes 1937 amino acids. The record is from RefSeq and is a predicted model, not a curated record. Gene Ontology annotation, molecular function: protein binding. Lineage: Eukaryota; Metazoa; Chordata; Actinopteri; Sciaenidae. The transcript has 42 exons.